This is a messenger RNA of Papaver somniferum (opium poppy), 876 nucleotides long. RefSeq names its product vinorine synthase-like. The transcript is spliced from 2 exons. Bases 1 to 876 code for a protein of 291 amino acids. NCBI's taxonomy places the organism in Eukaryota, Viridiplantae, Streptophyta, Magnoliopsida, Ranunculales, Papaveraceae. The record is from RefSeq and is a predicted model, not a curated record.
AUGGUAAUUGGUGUUUCAAUGUUGCAUAAGAUCGCUGAUGCAGCAUCAUUGGGCACAUUUAUUAAUGCUUGGGCAAGAACAAGUGCUCGUCUAGGGAAUAUUGAAGGUAUUCAUAAAGAAAAAGAACCUACCAUUAUUCCUAGUAUUGACGCUGCUUUUCAUUUCCCUCCGAAUGAAGUACCUAGUGUUCUGCCAUUUAAAAUGAACUCAGAAGACAGUGAGAUCAAACUGUUUGCAAGAGCAAACCCGACGAAGGUGGAAUCAGUGACAGCGUUGUUAUGGAAGUGUGCUUCGAAGCUCAAGGGUAAGGCAGAUAAAGUAUUAGAGUCAUCAUCACAAAAUUCAAAACCAUUCAUGUUAUGUAUGGCAGUGAAUUUACGCCAAAGGAUGAUUCCUGCAUUGCCUGACCAUUCUUUUGGGAACUUCAUUGCGCCUGCACUAGUAGGACUAUCGAACAAGCCAGGUGAUAUCGAGUUGCAUAAAUUGGUGGAAACUCUGAGAUCCUCGAUUAGGAAAAUCAAUGGCGACUACAUCAAAUAUGAAUUUCAAGUCAAUUAUGGACUGGUCAGGUCUCUGCAAGAUGUUCAUGAAAGGUUCAACAAAGAAGAAAUGGAAUUACACACCAUUACUAGUUGGUGUAGGUUUCCAUUUUAUGAAAGUGAUUUUGGAUGGGGUAAACCAACAUGGAUAUGUACCGUCAAUGUCAUCGCUAAGAACGUAUGCAUAUUAAUGGAUACAAGCGAUGGGUGUGGAAUAGAAGCAUGGGUUACAUUGGAUGAACAACAAAUGUCCCUACUCGAAUCUGAUUACGAGCUUCGUGAAUUCCUUGUUACACAGACCCCGGCCGUCACAGCAGGCCCCGUCGUUCAAUUUUAA